CGAGAGAGGGAGAGAGUUGAUCUGGAUAACCAAACCAGUGCACAAGGCUAUCACAACCAGCAUGGAGGUGUUGACAGAACAGGACGUUCAAAAGUAUCGGGAGGAGGGGUAUCUGGUGCUCGAAGGCUUUCUGUCUCCGGAGGAAUGUGACGCGCUUCGGGAGCGCACGAGCGAGAUCGUGGAGCGCAUGGACGUGCCCGCGCACUGCAGAACACAGUUCUCCACCGACCACGACGAGCAGCUCAAAUCACAAGGAAAUGCAGAUUACUUCAUCACCAGUGGAGACAAGAUUCGCUAUUUCUUUGAGAAGGGAGUGUUUGAUGAUAAAGGGGAGUUUAUUGUGCCAAGAGAACGUUCACUCAAUAAAAUUGGACAUGCUCUUCACGCUUAUGAGCCGCUGUUUAAAUCAAUCACACACUCAUCAAAAGUUCAGAAUUUGGCGCAGAAGCUUGAGUUAAUAAAUCCAGUAAUUCUGCAGAGUAUGUACAUCUUUAAGCAACCAGGCAUUGGUGGAGAAGUGACACCUCACCAGGACGCCACAUUCCUGUACACCGAGCCUCUGGGAAGGGUGAUGGGGAUGUGGAUCGCUCUAGAAGACGCCACUGUUGACAACGGCUGUCUGUGGUUCAUACCAGGAUCACACAAGAAUGGAAUUAGCAGGCGAAUGGUGCGGACACCUAAGGGCAUGUUUCCAAUGACUGAUUUCAUCGGCCGAGAACAGACUCAUGACAGCAAGCUUUUCAUCCCUGCUCCGGUUAAAAAGGGUGGAGUGAUUUUAAUCCAUGGCGAGGUGGUCCACCGCAGUGCUGAAAACACAUCGGAUCGCUCUCGUCAUGUUUACACCUUUCACAUUAUGGAGUCGGAAAACACCGUUUGGAGUCCGGAGAACUGGCUUCAGUCUACCGACGAGUUGCCCUUCCCCUCUCUCUACUCAUAAACAUCCAGAAAAACAUUCACAAGAAAUCUUAUUUACUUCUACAAGGACAAUGAAUGUUUAUGGACAAAUAUGAGCCUUUUUUACUUCCAAGUGCAUAUGAGAUUACGUACUACAUGGACCGAAAAAUGGAACAUUCUGUCUUAUCAGAAAAUGUGAAUUAGUUCUCUUUUACAGCCACAACAGUGUUAAUAAAUGGCAUCUUUUUAGUCA
Molecule: messenger RNA, 1147 nt
Organism: Triplophysa dalaica
Lineage: Eukaryota; Metazoa; Chordata; Actinopteri; Cypriniformes; Nemacheilidae
Gene: phyhd1
Product: phytanoyl-CoA dioxygenase domain containing 1
Exons: 11
Coding region: 62-937 (291 amino acids)
Source: RefSeq, a predicted model, not a curated record